Molecule: messenger RNA, 5265 nt
Organism: Oncorhynchus nerka (sockeye salmon)
Lineage: Eukaryota; Metazoa; Chordata; Actinopteri; Salmoniformes; Salmonidae
Gene: fgf7
Product: fibroblast growth factor 7
Exons: 4
Coding region: 902-1513 (203 amino acids)
Biological process (GO): positive regulation of peptidyl-tyrosine phosphorylation; fibroblast growth factor receptor signaling pathway; animal organ morphogenesis
Cellular component (GO): cytoplasm
Molecular function (GO): type 2 fibroblast growth factor receptor binding; growth factor activity
Source: RefSeq, a predicted model, not a curated record
ACAUUUAUCUGACUGAGCUAGCCUUCCCUGCUAGCCCACAACAGACAGACAGACGGACAGGGAGGAUGUUGCACAGCUCACACUACAGAGAGGAGAGACUGGCUGCUAAAGCACUGACUAACUGAGAAGUCCCAGGGACAUGCACACACAUACAUACACUCUAUCUAUCUCUCUCUCUCUCUCUCUCUCUCUCUCUCUCUCUCUCUCUCUCUCUCUCGCUCUCUCUCUCUCUCACACACACACAUACAUCCACAUACCCACAGACUCCUCUGACACACACACACCUACACACACAGCUUGUGUGUAAGUAAUCAGGAGCAGUGGGAUCACAGUAACUCUAAAGCUUCUAAGGAAGAGGAACGCCACUAACUGUUUCAUCUCUGGACGCUCAAUACUAAUCUCUGGCCUCCACAGAACCCCUGAAACAUCCGGAAACAGACGGAAGCAGACAAGACCAUGUCUGCUGUUGGAUGACAGUCUCCUCUGCCGGGAUCACACAGCCGACACACACAGUGAGGAUUACACUGAGACAGACUGACAGACAUCAACAUAAAGACUGGCCUCAUUCAUACAGAGAGACAGUGAGACAGACGGACAUCAACCUACAGCCUUGUGUCCUUACAACAGAGAGACAGACAACAACUCCAAACAGAGAGAGACAUCACACAAGUGCCUGGUCACUCUCUAACCCUCCUACCCUUCACCCACUCCACCUCCCACCAGCUGGCCUCAGUAGCCCAGCCAGGGGCUACAGGUCACAGGUCAGGGGGACCAGCCCAUCCAGGCUCCUAGUGAACAGCGCUAGGAGGGCACUGUCUGGCACUCUGUUCUGUUCUGUCUGCCGGAGCAGACAGCAGUAUUUCAGCAUGUUGUCCGUGGCGCCCCACAGCAGUGCAUUAUAAUGCCCAGAUGGAUGCCACUGCCAUGCAACCUGCCUAACUUGCUGUCGGCACUGUACCUUCACAUCAUCUUCCUGCUGGGCAGCGUGUGUGUGGCCUGCAGCAACUGCACACCCGAGCAGCUAGCCGCCAUCAUGAACUGCUCCAAGCACGAGCGCCAUGCACGGAACUACGACUACAUGGAAGGGGGAGAUGUACGCAUACGACAGCUGUUCAGCCGGACACAGUGGUUCCUUACCGUUGACGACUACGGCAACAUCAACGGGACACAAGACCCCACCAACUGUUACAGUAUCCUGGAGGUCCGUACGGUGUCCGAGGGAGGAGUGUUAGCUAUCAAAGGAGUGAAGAGUCAGUACUAUAUCUCCAUGAACAGGACUGGCCUGCUGCAAGGCAAGAAAAUCUACAAUGAGAACUGCAACUUCAAGGAGAUUUUCCUAGAAAACUACUUCAACGCUUACUCGUCUGUUAAGUCGAGUAGAGACGGCAAGGAGAUGUUCAUUGCUCUGUCUCAAAAGGGCAGACCGCUGAGAGGGAAAAAGACCAGGAGGGAACACAUCGCCUCCCACUUCAUUCCCAUGAAAUGCAGAGAGGAGGAGAGGACUGGCGUCUGAGAGAAGGAGACUGAAAAAGGAAGAGGUGACUGGAGCCUGAGAGGAAGAGAGGACUGAAAGAGGAGAGGAGGAGAGGACUGAAAGAGGAGAGGACUGAAAGAGGAGAGGAGAGGACUGAAAAAGGAGGAGAGGACUGAAAAAGGAGGAGAGGACUGAAAGAGGAGAGGAGAGGUCUGAAAGAGGAAAGGAGAGGUCUGAAAGAGGAGAGGAGAGGACUGAAAGAGGAGAGGACUGAAAGAGGAGAGGAGAGGACUGUAAGAGGAGGAGAGGACUGAAAGAGGAGAGGAGAGGUCUGAAAAAGGAGGAGAGGACUGAAAGAGGAGAGGAGAGGCCUGAAAGAGGAAAGGAGAGGUCUGAAAGAGGAGAGGAGAGGACUGAAAGAGGAGAGGACUGAAAGAGGAGAGGAGAGGUCUGAAAGAGUAGAGGACUGAAAGAAGAGAGGAGAGGACUGAAAGAGGAGAGGAGAGGUCUGAAAGAGGAAAGGAGAGGUCUGAAAGAGGAGAGGAGAGGACUGAAAGAGGAGAGAGGAGGUCUGAAAGAGGAGAGGACUGACAAAGGAGAGGAGAGUUCUGAAAGAGGAGAGGACUGAAAGAAGAGAGGAGAGGACUGACAAAGGAGAGGAGAGUUCUGAAAGUGGAGGAGAGGUCUGAAAGAGGAGAGGAGAGGACUGAAAGAGGAGAGGAGAGGACUGAAAGAAGAGAGGACUGAAAGAGGAGAGGAGACUGAAAGAGGAGAGGACUGAAAGAGGAGGAGAGGAGAAUAGAACUGAAAGAGGAGGAGAGCAGGAGAGGACUGAAAGAGGAGAGGAGAGGACUGAAAGAAGAGAGGACUGAAAGAGGAGAGGAGAAUAGGACUGAAAGAGGAGGAGAAGACUGAAAGAGGAGAGGAGAAUAGAACUGAAAGAGGAGGAGAGCAGGAGAGGAGAGAAAUGGGGCUUUAAAGGACGAGAAGGGAGGAUUGGCCUGAGAGCUGAGAGGACUGAGAGAGCAGAAAUGACAGAACAGAAAGGACUGAAGCUGUGACGUCUGGAUGAAGAGACCCAUGUUGGGAUUCUUGGACGUUGUGACGGCUGAGCUGCAGAUCUUUGUUGUAUAAUUUAAUAUAAUCUACCACUUCAGUCACGUCAUACUGGCUGUGAAACACAGAGAAAAUACAACUACUCAUCAUGAUCAACAACGCCACUCUCCUGGGCGGUACAAUGUAAAUAAGUUCUGUAGUUACUUAUCCUUUCAUGUGCCAAGGUUUUUAGUGUAAAACUGAUGCACGGUCCUCCUCAGUAGUGCAAAUGUUAAAGGUCCAAUGCAGCUGUUCUGAGUAACAAUUAAGUACCUUACUGUGAUUGAUUUCAAUAAAAAUUGUGAAAAAGAAACAACACUUGCUUCUUAGAAAAGAGCAAGUUUCUCAAGCAAGAAUUUAGCUAGGACAGUAUGUGAGUGGUCUGAGUGGGGAGGGGAAAACUGAAAACUAGCUGUUUGGCAGAGAGAUUUGAAACCCCUCUUUCUAAUUGGUGAUGUCAACAGGCAGGCCAAAACUCCAUCCCACCAAAACAGGCUGAAAUGUCAUGCAGUUUUCUCAAACAGCUCUUACACUAAAAGGGAAUUAUCAUCAUUUUCACAAUUUCACAGUAUUAUUCCAACCUCACUAUGUGGAAAUAUAUAUAAAACAACAGGUAGUGGUCAAUAAUACUAACAAUAUCCUUGAUUUGGAUGAAGUCAAGCACUCUGUUUCAGCAUACUGGUUGUUCUGGGAUAAAUGCAACAGGGAAAGGAAUAAGAAAAGGGAUGUUUGAGAACAUUUAUAAUAAAACUGUUCCUACUGACUGAAUUCUCCAGGCAAUAUCAAAAUGUAAUGUCAAACAAAGUAAGCUGAUCAGUCACUUACUUUACUCAAGAAAAGUAUUAUUAUUAAUAAUAGUUGUACUAUUAUACUAGUUUGACUUCCCUUAUUAUAAUGGCUAAUAGUGUAAUGAAUAAAGGAGAAGUAAUAAAAUACAGUUGGUAUUUACCUGGAAUUUGCAAAAACAAACAGCUGGUUAUAAUUUGUAUUAUUAUGAGUGGUUCGAGCCCUGAAUGCUGAUUGUCUGAGAAACGUGGUAUAUCACAGGUAUGACAAAACAUGUAUUUUUACUGCUCUAAUUCCAUUGGUUACCAGAUCAUAAUAGCAAUAAGGCACCUCAGGGGUUUAUGGUAUAUGGCCAAUAUACCACGGUGUUGCUUCAUGCAUAACAGCCCUUAGCCGUGGUCAUAUACCACACCCCCUCGGGACUUAUUGCUUCAUUAUAGACUACUUAAUCAAUCAAGAAAAUUGUAAACGAUGUGAUAUCAAAUGGCACCUAUUGUAGUUCUCCAUGUUUCAUUUCAUCCCAAACAUUCUAAGAGCUAGUAACUGAGUAAUGAUUAUAUGUUUCAAUGUUAUGUUUAAGAGCUAGUAACUGAGUAAUGAUAAUUUGUUUCCAUGUAAUGUUUAAGAGCUAGUAACUGAGUAAUAAUUAUAUGUUUCAAUGUUAUGUUUAAGAGCUAGUAACUGAGUAAUGAUAAUUUGUUUCCAUGUAAUGUAAGUAAAUUGCAGGUAGAAAGCAGACGGUAAAAUAAAGUGGAACUAAACGUAGUACAAUAAGCAAACAGUUCCAUAUACAUAUUAACAGGUAUGAACUGUCAGCAGAGAACAACUAAAGCAAAAACUCAGUUGGCUUGACGUUGGAUCAAUGUAAAGACAGACAGCAAGCUGGACUUGUCUUUUCACUGUACAAGUGUUCAAAGCAUACCAUAAAUAUAUAUAUAUAUAUAUAUAUAUACAUACACAAUAUAUUGAUAAAUAUAUAUGUACGAACUAAAAUACAUAUGUAAUUACAUGUGACAGCUGCUCAUUGACUCCCAAUUAAUUUACUAAGGUUUGAUAAUGACUGUGUACCAAAUGGCACUGUAUUUCCUACAUAUAUAAAAUAAUGUACUUUGUGGGAUAAAUAAAGUAUUUUUAAUGUAAUAAAAAGUAGUGCACUAUUUAGGGAAUAGGGUGCCAUGUGGGACGCAGAUUUAACAAUGCAAGAGUGUAACGCUGAUGAUGCUGAUGAAGUUAGCAAUGAUAUCUGGAUUAAAGUACAGAGAGACCAGAACACACAGCGUGUUAAAUGUGUAUGUAUUACUGUAUGCCUUGAUCUUCCUCCACUAUAAUGAAUGAUUAUAUCAAUUGUUAGCGUUGAUCUCUGUUAUGCACCUGACGUGUUAAAUGGUAUUUUUUAAAACUUUGACAUGAGGAUUGUAUCCCAACUAGCACCCUAUUCUAUAUAUGGUGCACUACUUUUGACUGGAGCCCUAUGGACCCUGGUUAAAAGUAGUGCACUACUCAGACAAUAGGGUGCCAUUUGGGACGUAUACAGGCUUUUUUUUUCUGUUGAGACAUUCCAUGUUCUGCCAGAUACCAUAAUGCUUUACUACGGUAUUGUUGGUCUCACUAAGGAACUGAAGUUAACUGCAGCAACAUACCAGAGGCUUCCUUUAACCACUUCAUUCCUUUAAUCUCUUCUGUUUUGGGAUGUUCCUGAAGCACAUCACAUAUACCGUAUUCGUCAUCUCACGACCUACAGAAAGACCUUUUAAAUAACGUUUUAACAACCUUUUAAAGACGUUCACUCUGUCUGCACAGUUACAACUAAACUGCAAAAUCUCCAUACUGGCCUAUAACUUUUGUGUUAUUAUCCAUUGUUGUAAGUUAUUAUUUGUGUUAUUUAUAUAAAAACCAAAGAUGAGUUAUUA